Molecule: messenger RNA, 345 nt
Organism: Lactuca saligna
Lineage: Eukaryota; Viridiplantae; Streptophyta; Magnoliopsida; Asterales; Asteraceae
Source: the annotation of a GenBank genome assembly
AUGAUGCUUGUUGACCUCAUCUUUGGGAAGAGAAGCAUAGUUUUACCUCAGCUUCUUACAGAUAUCAAGCAUUUGCUACAAACGGGAUCAAACAAAGAGUUGAAAGGAAUGAUGAAAACUGUGAAGAUACAAGACAUUGAUAAGUUUAGUGUGCCAGAUGAUAUUGAUGAAGAUGAUCUCAUGGGUGAACUUGAUGCUUUGGAGGCAGACAUGGGUCAAGAAACUGAAGGUGAAGGGGUACCUUCAUAUAUUCAACCUGAUAAUGAACCUGAUCUGGAUGCAGAACUUAAUAUGCCUUUAGCUCCAAGUGGACAUGCAGUGCCAGUGAAACCAUCAAUCAGAUGA